UUGAACAAUGGCCUAGAAGUAAUAGAAGAGAACCUCAGUUCAUACUGUAGUCUGCAUCAAAGUUCGUAGUCUCUUUGCCAAUUAUUCUUUUCUAGUUAAUUUCUAGAUAAUUCUAGUUAAUUAAUAAAUCAAUUAAUAAACAAAAGUCAAUAAAUAAAAUACUGUAAGUUUUGAAUUAUUCAGCUACAUUUAAAAAAGUAUCAGUUCGCUUUUAAAUAUUUAAAAUAUUUUUAAAAACCGGCCUAUCAAUGCAAGUCAAAAAGACAAUUCGUAGUAUUCCUAUAAAAUUAAUUAAAAAAAAUGAAUGGGCAAAAUCACAAUACUUUCCAUUGAAGAACGUAGUUCCCUUUCUGGAGUUUAAUGUCUGUGCGAUAAUAAAUGCUGAGAAUAAAUUGUCGAUAAAAGUAGUAAAGCACAAUCUAAAACCAGCGACUGCAGUAAUUGAACUACAAGUAGCAAAAAAAGAUUGGAUGAUAACAGAUUUUAAGAAUUGGACUGAAGAAUGCUGUUUUGACAACGUUCCUAUUCCUUCGCAUUAUGUGAAUUGUGAUAAAUGUUCAAGAAUUUACCGAGCAAAUAUUUGCAAAUUUUGCGGGUAUAAUUUAAAAGUUUUAUGUACGAUAACUUGGUAUGGAUUUAAUGACGAGUACGAGACGGCAGAUGUGUCACUAGAUAUAAAUAAGUAUUUGAAACCAGACAGACAUCUAUUCAGUGACGUAAUUGUCAAAGUAGGCGACAAGAAAUUUCGAGCGCACAAAAUAAUUUUGGCAGCGCGCAGUCCAGUUUUUGAAAAAACGUUAUCAAUAGAUAUGAGAGAACUCAAAGAAGAUUGUAUGACUCUGCCUGAUGAAUGUAUACAAGUCGCUGAAGAAUUAAUGCAAUUUUUGUAUGAGGGGAAAUUGGGCUCAUCGAAAACGAAUGUUGAUGCCUGCAUUUUAAUGCUGAAAAUAGCGAAGACAUAUGAAAUAAACGCACUGGAAAUUGUGUGUGAGAAAAUUUUAGGUAACAAAGUAAACAUGGGUAAUGUGGUUCAGUUAUUAGAAGUCGCUCAUGUGUAUAAUGCACCUAUUUUAAAAGAACGUGUGACUUCAUUUAUUUUAAUGAAUCGUGCGAAAGUAAUUCCUUCGAGUGAUUACGUUGAUUUGUCUCAACGACACCCAGAGAUAAUGACCGCAAUAAUUAAAAAAUUGGCCCUAGUUUCUUGAAACUUUUAUUAUUGAUAUAAAAGUUACUGACGAAUAGAUUAGAUUUAUAAGAAAAUAGUUUUAAUAAUUGACUGGGUCUGUUUGAUUUAAAUUUAAUUAAUUUAUUCAUUUAUUUGUUUGAAAUUUAUAAACUAUUUUACGACGGCUACACUUAGACUUAAUGACAAAGUCUAUGUAAUUUAUUAUAGCAGCGGUAAAAACAACUUUUAAAAAAUUUAAAAGCGCAAAAUAACUUUUAAUUACUUGCAUUUUUCUGAGUUUCUUUAAAAUUAAUUGUUUAAAAAAUCAAACGAAGUAGAUCGUAAGAUUUCUUUUUUUAUAAAAUGAUAGCCAUAUGUUCGCGAUUUUUAUUCUAGUUGUUAUUUGAAAAUAAAGUAAUUUUGGCGCGAAAAAUUGUCAGAAAUUUCUUUUUAUAAAUAAAAAUUAAUGAUUGUGAGUAAUUAAUUAAAUAAAUAAUUGUAAGCAAUAAAUUAUUGUUAGAGCAUAAGAAAUA
Molecule: messenger RNA, 1698 nt
Organism: Microplitis demolitor
Lineage: Eukaryota; Metazoa; Arthropoda; Insecta; Hymenoptera; Braconidae
Product: TD and POZ domain-containing protein 4
Exons: 2
Coding region: 249-1205 (318 amino acids)
Biological process (GO): regulation of proteolysis; proteasome-mediated ubiquitin-dependent protein catabolic process
Cellular component (GO): cytoplasm
Molecular function (GO): ubiquitin protein ligase binding
Source: RefSeq, a predicted model, not a curated record